GGAGACAGGCACGGAGAUGUCUUAUUGUUCUUCCAACAACGAACAGGCAUCGAUCAGCGUCAACAACCUCGUCGAAAUCUCUACUAUAUGAAUCAACCGCUGGGUGCAUUUCCUGCUAGGGACAUUGCUCGCAUCUGCUAACCCUCAUAAUCUACGAUGCCUCCCAAGCAAGGCAAGAAGUAUGCCGUAGCCUAUGGAAGGCGACCCGGCGUUUAUAAUACAUGGCAAGAGGCAGAGCAACAAGUUAAAGGUUACCCCAACGCCAUUCACAAGAAGUGCAAGACCGAGGAAGAAGCCUAUCAGUGGAUUGGUAGAGCUCAUGUAGCUGCCCAGUCUGGGAACAACCCCACUCCUCAGCAAGUGUACCGCAUCGCCGCUCAGGCCAACCCCCAAAAUGGACAAUCGAAAAACAGUCAUGAACAAAAUGGGUAUUCUAGAUAUCCUACGGGUUCUUUUGGACAAAGAAGCACGUAUCCUCAAACAGGAUACUCCUACGAUCGCCCAGAGACUCCGACUGCACACACCGCGUAUGCUUUGGGUGCGUAUAUGCUACCCGCCACCCAUUCGCAAAAUCUCUACACCCAAAGCGAUCCUUGGUCCCGCAGGCCACAGGAGUAUUAUUAUUACAUCAAGGACAGCGAUUCUGAUGACUCCUUUUGAUUUUUCUAUUUUGAUACCAGGGAUUCUUAUACAUAGAUGGUAUUUAGAACACUCAUAAAAUGAGGUAAUAGAUAUCCGCUUGCUAGGAGCUACUAUUACGUUGUCUUAAUCACAAGGGUAACACCAGGAG
This is a messenger RNA of Cryptococcus deneoformans JEC21, 790 nucleotides long. RefSeq lists its product as hypothetical. Lineage: Eukaryota; Fungi; Basidiomycota; Tremellomycetes; Tremellales; Cryptococcaceae. The transcript is spliced from 3 exons. The record is from RefSeq and is a predicted model, not a curated record. The coding region runs from base 157 to 660 and encodes 167 amino acids.